AUGACGCCGGAACUCUGGAACGAGUUUGUUGCUAAUAUGCGCCGAGAGAUUGAACGCGAGGUGCGUGACCGGAUUCUCGGCGAACUCCAGGAACGUGGACUCCUGGGCACACAGGUGCCGGCGCCAGCACCUGCUGUGGUUUCUGCACGACCGAAGGCACCCGAACCUGAACCGUUCAUCCCUGGAAAACGUCACUUACCGGUGCGACGGUGGCUUUUCCAAGUGGAGGAAUACCUCUCCCUUUGUCAUGUCAACCGGGCGGAGUGGGCUCGGCACGCCGGCAUGAUGCUGCGGGGAGCUGCUGCUACUUGGUGGCAGAGCUGCCACGCUACAAUUUCAACAUGGGAAGAAUUUUCUGCAUCGCUCCUAAUGAACUUCGAACCGGUCAACGCCAUCGAGCGCGCGCGUGACAACCUUGCUGAUUUACGCCAACACCGCUCGGUCGCUGAGUACAUCAAUCGCUUCCGCGAGCUCGUGCUUGAGAUUCCUGACAUCCCUGCUGCUGAACAGAUGGACAAAUUCAAGCGUGGGCUGAAGCCGAAAAUCCGCACCGAGGUUGAACUUCGUGGCGCUGCGACGCUGGAUGAGAUGAUUCGUGUCGCCGAGCGUUUUGACACCAUCAACUUCGCAGCGUACCAGCGAUUCCAAGGGCGAACCGGGCAGCACGCAGUAGCUGGACCUACUAUCCGCACCAACGGUCCUACUCCCAUGGAGCUCGAUCCCAACAGCAACCCACAGGACGUCAUCAUGGCAGAUGGUACUCGGCGGCGCUGCGGACCUACUCUCCUCCCCGUGCACUGCAUAUUCGGAAGUCUGGAGGCGACGGUCACGUUCGAGCAAAUGCACCUCGGCGGCUAUGAAGGCGUGCUCGGACGACCGUGGUUGUACCAGCUUGGACCGCGAAUUUAUUGGCGUAACGCAACGGUCACCGUCGGCAACUACGACCUCCCAUCCCGCUCCUACCGCCGCCCAUGGUCAUCCCCAACAACUUCAGCCUCAUCAACCCAUCCACCCCAACCUGCCCCACCUCCAGCCUCCCAUAUCCCCCCUCUUCCUCCUCCUCUCAUAGCCCCCGCGCAGCAGCCAACACCACCCGGCUCCCCCGAAGUCAUCAACACACCUCCUCCUUCCCCACCCCACCCAACCCAGCAGCCACGCCGUUACCUCUUCCGCCCUUUCUCUGAAGUUAUCAACCCACCAGCCCCCACCCCUCCUUCACCACCUCCUCCUCAUCAUCUCCUAGUCAUCUUCACGGCUCCCGAAUCUGAAGCAUCAGCUACCCCUCUGCCACCAACAAUUCAGAAUCUUCUAAACGGUUAUAAGGACGUUUUUCCCGAUGAUCUACCCGCCGAACUUCCACCCGAACGUGCUAUUGACCAUAGCAUCCGCCUCAUUCCAGGUUCUACACCGCCCGUGCGCCCAACCUAUCGCAUGAGCACCGCUGAACUUUUGGAGCUACGCCGACAACUUGAUGGCCUUCUUGAGAAGGGUUUCAUCCGCCCAAGCACCUCGCCAUACGCUGCCCCCGUACUUUUCACUCGCAAGAAGGAAGGUGACCUGCGUCUUUGCAUCGACUACCGCGCCCUCAACGCCAUCACGAUCAAGAACAAGUACCCGCUGCCCCGUGUCGAGGAGUUGUUUGACAUGCUUGGGGAAGCAACGGUUUUCAGCAAGCUUGACCUACGCUCCGGCUACCACCAGAUCCGCCUCGCCGAAGACGACAUCAACAAGACGGCGUUUCGAACCCGCUACGGCCACUUCGAGUUCCGAGUACUUCCGUUCGGUCUCACCAACGCACCAGCCACGUUCAUGGGACUCAUGAACGAUAUUUUUCGGCCCUUCCUCGACCGCUUUGUCAUCGUGUUCCUCGAUGACAUCCUCAUCUUCAGCAAGUCACUCGAGGAACACGCUCAGCACCUACGCAUCGUCCUCGACACGCUCCGCCAACACCGCCUCUACGCCAAGCUCUCCAAGUGCACCUUCGCCCGUUCAAGCAUCGGCUUUCUUGGCCACGUCAUCAGCUCCAAAGGCAUUGCUAUGGACCCCACAAAGGUCCAGUGCCUUGCUGAUUGGCCAGCACCACGCACGGUAGCGGAGCUGCAAAGUUUCAUCGGCCUCGCCAAGUAUUACCGAAAGUUCAUCUUCAACUUCUCUCACAUCUGCGCUCCGUUGACCGAUCUCUUCCGCCAAGGAGCUGUUUUUCAGUGGGGACUACCGCAGCAGACCGCUUUCACCGCAAUCAAAUCGGCACUCACCUCUGCACCGGUCCUAACCGUUGCUGAUCCAUCACGGCCAUACUUCAUAUGGACCGACGCCUCCGAUGUCGCUGUUGGUGCCAUUCUUUGCCAAGACCACGGACAUGGGAUGCAGCCACUCGCAUUCGAGUCACGCAAGCUUCAACCGGCAGAGCGCAACUACGCAACACACGAUCGGGAGCUCCUUGCCAUUGUCCAUGCAAUCAAGACAUGGCGACACCGACCAUCGCCCACAUCAACACUUGAAAACGCAGCCCGUGCUCAGCCGCCGCCAAGCCCGAUGGGUUGA
Molecule: messenger RNA, 2544 nt
Organism: Closterium sp. Yama58-4
Lineage: Eukaryota; Viridiplantae; Streptophyta; Zygnematophyceae; Desmidiales; Closteriaceae
Source: the annotation of a GenBank genome assembly